This is a messenger RNA of Chrysochloris asiatica (Cape golden mole), 997 nucleotides long. RefSeq names its product complement component 1, q subcomponent-like 1 (gene C1QL1). The transcript is spliced from 2 exons. The record is from RefSeq and is a predicted model, not a curated record. Lineage: Eukaryota; Metazoa; Chordata; Mammalia; Afrosoricida; Chrysochloridae. The coding region runs from base 221 to 997 and encodes 258 amino acids. Gene Ontology annotation, molecular function: protein binding.
CUGGAGUCGGCGGCUGGGCUCCGCAGCGCAGCAAACACCGCGCGGCACCACCAGCCCGGCCCCAUGCCCGCAACCCCGCCAGACCGCCCCUGAGCGCGGGCGCCCCGCCGCGCCCCCUCCCGCCGGCAUCAUUGCCCCGACGGCGCGGCCGGGUGGCCCGGCGCUCCCCAGGCUCCGCGCCGGCCGGAAGACACUGCUGGUGGCCGCCGCGGGCGUGGUGAUGCUGCUGGUGCUGGUGGUGCUCAUCCCCGUGCUGGUGAGCUCGGGCGGCCCAGACGGCCACUAUGAGAUGCUGGGCACCUGCCGCAUGGUGUGCGACCCCUACCCCGCGCGGGGCCCCGGCGCCGGCGCACGGCCCGACGGUGGCGACGCCCUGAGUGAGCAGAGCGGCGCGCCCCCGCCAUCCACGCUGGUGCAGGGCCCCCAAGGGAAGCCGGGCCGCACAGGCAAGCCGGGUCCCCCUGGGCCUCCCGGGGAUCCGGGUCCUCCGGGCCCCGUGGGGCCGCCUGGGGAGAAGGGUGAACCAGGCAAGCCAGGGCUCCCCGGGCUGCCAGGCGCGGGGGGCAGUGGCGCCAUCAGCACUGCCACCUACACCACAGUGCCGCGCGUGGCCUUCUACGCUGGCCUCAAGAACCCCCAUGAGGGUUACGAGGUGCUCAAGUUCGACGACGUGGUCACCAACCUAGGCAACAAUUACGACGCGGCUAGCGGCAAGUUUACGUGCAACAUUCCAGGCACCUACUUUUUCACCUACCAUGUCCUCAUGCGCGGCGGCGACGGCACCAGUAUGUGGGCGGACCUCUGCAAGAACGGUCAGGUCCGGGCCAGUGCUAUUGCCCAGGAUGCAGACCAGAACUAUGACUAUGCCAGCAACAGCGUGAUACUGCAUUUGGACGCAGGUGAUGAGGUCUUCAUCAAGCUCGAUGGAGGCAAAGCGCAUGGCGGCAACAGCAACAAAUACAGCACAUUCUCUGGCUUCAUUAUCUACUCCGACUGA